Molecule: messenger RNA, 565 nt
Organism: Thunnus maccoyii (southern bluefin tuna)
Lineage: Eukaryota; Metazoa; Chordata; Actinopteri; Scombriformes; Scombridae
Gene: h2bk1
Product: zgc:92591
Exons: 2
Coding region: 67-468 (133 amino acids)
Cellular component (GO): nucleosome
Molecular function (GO): protein heterodimerization activity; structural constituent of chromatin; DNA binding
Source: RefSeq, a predicted model, not a curated record
UUAACGCAAUGCUACAUAAACAGCAGCUUGUGAGCCAGAAAACUGGGAUAAUAAUUCCUAAACUGCAUGUUAAGGCUUAAUAUUGUCAAGAUUCAGUUAUCUUACAAGGUUUCCAAAAUGACUAAUGACAUAUCCAAAAAGAAAGGGAAGAGUUCCACUGAGAAAAAGGCGAAAAGAAAAGCCAAAAGAAAAGAGACUUACGCGAUGUACAUCUAUAAAGUUUUGAAACAGGUUCAUCCGGACACCGGCAUUUCGAGCAGGGCCAUGAGCAUCAUGAACUCGUUCGUCAAUGACCUGUUUGAGAGAAUCGCCACAGAAGCGUCCCGGCUGGCUCAGUACAACAAACGCGCCACCAUCACCAGCAGGGAGGUGCAGACCGCAGUGAGGCUGCUGCUGCCCGGAGAGCUGGCCAAACACGCCGUGUCUGAGGGCACCAAAGCUGUGACAAAGUACACCAGCUCCAAGUGAAGACGUCAACAAACGCCACUUUAUCAUGACACGGAUAAUAAACCUGUGCAUCAGUGGCUUUGUUGGCUGUUUGAUUUCAAUAAAUGCACAAAGCUCA